This is a messenger RNA of Pogona vitticeps (central bearded dragon), 1929 nucleotides long. RefSeq names its product uracil DNA glycosylase (gene UNG). Lineage: Eukaryota; Metazoa; Chordata; Lepidosauria; Squamata; Agamidae. Gene Ontology annotation, biological process: base-excision repair, AP site formation via deaminated base removal; base-excision repair. The record is from RefSeq and is a predicted model, not a curated record. Gene Ontology annotation, molecular function: uracil DNA N-glycosylase activity. Gene Ontology annotation, cellular component: nucleus; mitochondrion.
CGCAGGCGCACUCGCUUUCGCGCCAAAUUUGAGCUGAGGGGACGGCGGAGGAAGGAAAGGAGCGAGAAGAAGAAGAAGACCCGGCGGCCGCUCCUCCGGUCCGGUCCCCCUCGCCCUCCCGCCGCCGCCGCCCACGGAACCCCCCUCCACCGCCGCCAUGAUCGGGCAGAAGUCGCUGCUGUCUUUCUUCGCCCCGCUGCCCGGCGAGAAGCGGACGCGCUCCUCGAACUCCCCCGCCCGCGAGGCCUGCAAGCGAUCGAAAGCGAACGAGGCGCCUCCGUCAUGGUCUCCUCUCACCCCGGAGCAGCUGGAGCGGAUCCGCAAGAACAAAGAGGCCGCCCGGCAGAGACUCGCCGCCCGCACCGCCAACCUGAUCCCCCCGGAUCUCACGGGCAGCUGGAGGGUUGCGCUGGCCGAGGAGUUUUCCAAGCCCUAUUUCGCCGAGCUGAUGGCUUUUAUUACACGUGAGCGUAGCCACUACACUGUGUAUCCACCAGCACAGCAGGUCUUCACCUGGACUCAGAUGUGUGACAUCCAAAAUGUGAAAGUUAUCAUCUUGGGCCAAGAUCCAUAUCACGGACCUGGCCAAGCCCAUGGGCUCUGCUUCAGUGUUCAGAGACCAGUUCCACCUCCACCCAGCCUAGAGAAUAUUUACAAAGAACUUUCUACAGAUAUCGAAGGCUUUUCUCAUCCUGGCCAUGGAGACUUGACUGGGUGGGCUAAACAAGGCGUGCUGCUGCUCAACGCGGUCCUCACGGUUCGGAUGCACCAACCCAAUUCCCACAAAGACAGAGGCUGGGAGCAGUUCACCGACGCGGUGGUCUCCUGGCUCAACAAGAACCUGGAGGGCCUGGUCUUCAUUCUUUGGGGGGCCUAUGCCCAGAAGAAAGGCAGCUCCAUUGACCGGAAGCGCCAUCACGUCUUGCAGACAGUUCACCCUUCCCCCUUGUCGGUGCACAGGGGCUUCUUCGGAUGUAAGCAUUUCUCCAAAGCCAACGAGUUGCUGGAAAAGUCUGGGAAGAAGCCCAUUGAUUGGGGGGCCCUGUGACAGGUUGAGGACACCCUUGGCACCUAGGAAAUGAAACGGAUCAUGUCGUUUUUCUGUUGUUCUAAAGAGUGCAGACACUUUCCGAUAAAUAAUUGUUUGCAUUCUUUGUUUUGUUUCUGUUGACCGGGCAAGCUUUAAACAACAAGCUUCAAAAUCCUUCCUCUGGUUUGAAGUCAGUGUUAAUAAUUCCAAGAAUGCCUUUCUUAAAAAAGGUUUCCUGGGGUGUUGGGGAGUAAAUACUGAUUCUUUUUAGCCAACAAUUUGUUUUAAUUCUUGCAACCCCAUAUCAAGGGUGUGGUUCCAAAUCUGUUCUUGAUUAAUAUUUAACUCCCUCAUUCUUGUCAGUUUUUGACAGAUGGAAACAGUUUUCUAUUUUUGACAGCAAAGAAGUUUUUUUCUUUUUUAAUUCUUUGCCUGCUCAGGAAAUAAUUACUUUGCAAACCCUUGAUGACACCUGAUGUCCUCUUUGUUUGGGCUUCACCACUUGCUCUCUUGUUGCUUACAGAUUGUAAGUUGUAUUAGUUGCUGUGGAGUAUAGUGCUCAGUAUUCAUGCACUGUUCUUUCUGAGACAUCCAACAGUUAGAUCACUUGAUACCAGCAAAGAAUUUUGCCAGCUUUUCCACCAGGUCUCUUGAGCAACCGUCCGGGGGUCUCACUGCCUCCUGUUCGAUCACGUUUGGUGCCAAAAAGUUCUUUUUGGUAUUCAGAAAGGAGCCAUUUGGGAACUUUAAUGACUUUUAAUCAUUAGCCAAAUGUUCGGUUCAGUCUUUUUUUCUGUGAAAAAUGCACAGAUUUUCUUGACCGGUAUGUUUAAAUACCAAGCUAAGAAGUAUCCUUUUUUUAUUUCCUUGUUCCAUGUCUAACACUAGUAUCCAGGUUA